UGUCAAUUCCCCCCUAGAGCUGUCUUAGGGGAAACACGACCAAGCCAACCACAGCUUUCCCGAACGACGUCCUAGAAGGCUCGAUGAUCAUCAGUAAGACUGACGUUCUUGAUAGGAUGGCAUCUACCCGGGCAAGUACACGUACCAGGACAACGUCCCCGUCGAGAAGAUGGCCGAGGUGUGCAUGGAGAACUAUGACAAAGCCUUCGGUUCGAUCGCACAGGCGGGCGACAUUCUUGUGUCCGGCUUCAACUUUGGCUGCGGCAGCUCCCGCGAGCAGGCCGCCACCGCAAUCCUGGCCAAGAAGAUCCCGCUCGUCGUAGCGGGCAGCUUCGGCAACAUCUUUAGCCGGAACAGCAUCAACAACGCGCUUAUGGGCGUCGAGGUACCGCGACUCGUGCAGAGGCUGCGCGAGACGUUUGGUGGCAAGGACGGAGAGAAGACACUGACGAGGCGCACCGGCUGGAAGCUGGUGUGGGAUGUCAGGCGGAGCAAGGUAACCGUUACGGAGGGCGAAGGGGGCAAGACCUGGAGCCAGAAGGUUGGCGAGCUGCCACCGAAUGUGCAGGAGAUCAUUGCGCGGGGCGGGUUGGAGAACUGGGUGAAGAGCCAAAUCGCGGAGGCAUAAAGAGGCCGUGGGCAGUAGAUGGUAUCGUCGUGCCUGUUGUUUGCUGGUGAUCUGAUACCACGUUUAUAGGGGUGCAUAAGCCUCA
Chaetomium strumarium is the source of this 713-nucleotide messenger RNA. RefSeq names its product Aconitase/3-isopropylmalate dehydratase. The transcript has a single exon. Bases 170 to 628 code for a protein of 152 amino acids. NCBI's taxonomy places the organism in Eukaryota, Fungi, Ascomycota, Sordariomycetes, Sordariales, Chaetomiaceae. The record is from RefSeq and is a predicted model, not a curated record.